AACAUGGCUCGACCCAGUUCACCGCCACCGGGAUAUUCCGUGGAGCUCCGGGAUGAUAUAGCAAUACUAUGGAUGAACAAUGAUGAAAAUAGAUUUAAUCCACACACAGUUGGGGAAAUAAAUAAAUGUUUAGAUGAAGUCGAGAGGUCAUCAGCACAAGCCCUUAUCACAUCUGGCAUCGGCAAAUUUUUCAGUAAUGGUUUAGAUUUGGAUAAAUUAGGAGGCUUAUCCCUAGAAGAAGGAAUUCAAUUCAUAGGCCAGUUGUACGCAUUGUUGAUCCGUUUGAUGACGUUUCCUAUACCAACGAUAGCUGCCAUUAACGGUCACUGUUUUGCUGGUGGUGCGAUUUUCGCUCUCACUCAUGAUUAUCAAAUCAUGCGAACUCGGCAGGGAUGGUGGUCCUUCCCAGAAAUCCAUAUUAACCUUGCAUUCAAGGAUGCUAUGGCUAAUUUCUUAUUAUCAAAGCUUCCAUCACCAGCUAUAGCCAGGGAUAUGUUGAUAUUUGGAAAGCGAUACACGGCAGAGGAGUUAGUACAAAACAAAAUUAUCGAUGGCAUCAGUGUUCAAAGUGAGCUGAUUGAGGUGGCAACCCGCAAGGCUAGAGCGUGUCUUGGAAAGAACGGAUUUGAUCGAAGCAUGCUGCAAAUUAUGAAGCAGGAUAUUCACAAGAAUUCUAUCGACAAGUUUAUUGAAAGUGACUCUUACAAAGCCUUCAAGUCUAAAAUAUAGAUGGUGUUUUGUAUGCACGGCACAAAGAUGUCAAAGUUAUUAUGGAAUAAUUUGUUUGAAGCAAAUUAAAGCGGGGGAUCGUCACCUGCGCAUGUGUCAGAUGGCCAUAGCGUGUCAUUGUUUACAAACGUCUACCCAUGAGCCUUUGCAUUUUUAGCGUGUGUUGUUAUUAUUGCUUGGGACUCAAUUCCCACGCGUGCGCAGAUGACAACCCUCUCGCUUUAACAACAUAAAAUUGUGUAUAAAUGGCAGUGUCCUGAAUAAUUUCAAAAUAAUUUGAAAAAA
This is a messenger RNA of Saccoglossus kowalevskii, 1014 nucleotides long. RefSeq lists its product as uncharacterized. Gene Ontology annotation, biological process: fatty acid beta-oxidation. Gene Ontology annotation, molecular function: delta(3)-delta(2)-enoyl-CoA isomerase activity. Gene Ontology annotation, cellular component: peroxisome. NCBI's taxonomy places the organism in Eukaryota, Metazoa, Hemichordata, Enteropneusta, Harrimaniidae. The record is from RefSeq and is a predicted model, not a curated record.